Molecule: messenger RNA, 1172 nt
Organism: Gossypium raimondii (Peruvian cotton)
Lineage: Eukaryota; Viridiplantae; Streptophyta; Magnoliopsida; Malvales; Malvaceae
Product: rRNA 2'-O-methyltransferase fibrillarin 2
Exons: 7
Coding region: 105-1016 (303 amino acids)
Biological process (GO): rRNA methylation; box C/D sno(s)RNA 3'-end processing
Cellular component (GO): small-subunit processome; nucleolus; box C/D methylation guide snoRNP complex
Molecular function (GO): rRNA methyltransferase activity; RNA binding; histone H2AQ104 methyltransferase activity
Source: RefSeq, a predicted model, not a curated record
AUAAGGUAUAAACCCUAACAUUUGCCUCCAACAUUGCUUCGCUUCUCACUCUGUUUCUCUAGUUUCCCUCAUUUCGCUCUCUUUGGUUCCAAAGUCUCCCAGAGAUGGGACCUCCAAGAGGCCGUGGUGGUGGUGGUGGGUUUAGGGGCAGAGGUGAUGGAGGGAGAGGGAGAGGUGGUGGUGGAAGAGGUGGCGAUAGAGGGGGCAGUGCCACGAAGUCCCGAGGUGGUGGGCGUGGUGGCCGCGGUGGAGGAAGAGGGGGUGGAGGAAGAGGUGGAAUGAAAGGUGGGAGCAAGGUUAUAGUAGAGCCCCAUAGACACGAGGGAGUUUUUGUUGCAAAGGGUAAAGAAGAUGCUCUUGUUACUAAGAAUAUGGUCCCUGGUGAAGCUGUCUACAAUGAAAAAAGGAUUGCUGUUCAGAAUGAAGAUGGGACCAAAGUUGAAUACAGGGUUUGGAAUCCUUUCCGAUCCAAGUUGGCAGCUGCGGUUCUUGGUGGUGUAGAUAAUAUAUGGAUUAAACCUGGUGCUAAGGUUCUUUACCUUGGAGCUGCUUCUGGUACUACUGUUUCUCAUGUAUCUGACGUUGUUGGUCCUAAUGGGGUGGUUUAUGCUGUGGAAUUUUCUCACCGAAGUGGUAGAGACUUGGUAAACAUGGCUAAGAAGCGAACAAAUGUUAUACCUAUCAUUGAAGAUGCCAGGCAUCCGGCUAAAUAUAGGAUGCUAGUUGGCAUGGUGGAUGUGAUAUUUUCUGAUGUUGCUCAGCCUGAUCAGGCUAGGAUUUUGGCUUUGAAUGCAUCAUAUUUCCUGAAAGCUGGAGGUCAUUUUGUUAUUUCAAUUAAGGCAAACUGCAUCGACUCCACUGUUCCUGCUGAGGCUGUAUUCCAGAGUGAGGUUAAGAAAUUGCAACAGGAGCAAUUCAAGCCUUUUGAGCAAGUCACCCUUGAACCUUUCGAGCGCGACCAUGCUUGUGUUGUUGGUGGCUACCGGAUGCCGAAGAAACAGAAAGCGGCAGCUUAAUGUUUCUAAUCCGUUUUUUGUUUGUUAGAAAAGAGAAUGCAAUCUCAGAUAGAGUUAAGAAAAUGGCUCUUCAGCUUUUACUGUAAUGUUUCAUCACUGUUUCUGCAGAACUAUCAGUGAUUUAUUUUAUGGUAAACUACAUCACAGUACACCUAA